AUGAGUACUGAUGAGUUGAUUCCACGGGCUCCCUUCGUUAGGGUCGUCAAAGACAUUAGUCAGGAUGUCUUGAAAGAUAAGGAUGCCUUAUUCAAGCUCAAACCUGAUCAGGUUCGAUGGUCCAAGGAAGCUAUCGAUGCUCUCAAAGCAACCAUAGAAGAUGAUUUGACUAACGUGUUUAAACAGGCUGUGAAAUGCCAACUUCACGCCAAACGAACCACACUGAUGCCAUCCGAUAUGAAACUCUACAUGAACAUUGCAGAAUCCCAGAAAAACUUUUAUGAGAAUGUGAGCCAUGACCAUGUCAAGUUGGCCAGUGCCAGAAAGGAGAUUAAGACCAAGAAUAAGAAAGCUUCAAAGGAUGUCGACAGUGACGAAGAAACUGUAAGAACACAAGGAGGCGGUGGUGCAGCGAUCCAGCCCAACCAAGAAAAAAAUGUGAAAAACAAAGAUGCCAAUCCUGGGAACAAACAAGGUGGAUCUAUAAAAAAUCCAUACAAAGCAGACCAAUCUGGCUGGCUUCCUUGUGGCGAGUGCAACAAUUUAGUUGGUGGUGCAUUUAAAUGCAUUCGGUGCGAAAAGAAUAUGCAUAAAGAUUGUGGAAGGAUCAUUCCAGAAAGUGAAAUGCGGCCUGGAGAGAAAAAUGGACGAAUGUGUACUCCAUGCUCAAAUGAAUCUAUGGAUCUGACUGCAGAUGAGUAG
This is a messenger RNA of Seminavis robusta, 702 nucleotides long. NCBI's taxonomy places the organism in Eukaryota, Bacillariophyta, Bacillariophyceae, Naviculales, Naviculaceae. The record is from the annotation of a GenBank genome assembly.